Molecule: messenger RNA, 4519 nt
Organism: Corythoichthys intestinalis (scribbled pipefish)
Lineage: Eukaryota; Metazoa; Chordata; Actinopteri; Syngnathiformes; Syngnathidae
Gene: chst12a
Product: carbohydrate (chondroitin 4) sulfotransferase 12a
Exons: 5
Coding region: 403-1662 (419 amino acids)
Biological process (GO): proteoglycan biosynthetic process; carbohydrate biosynthetic process
Cellular component (GO): membrane
Molecular function (GO): sulfotransferase activity
Source: RefSeq, a predicted model, not a curated record
GCUUGAUCUCGGGAGGAGGGAAACGGGAUCGAAGACUGCUGGCAUCACUGGCUGGCUCAGCUGACGCGAGACAAGCAGCGUCACCAAAAAGAGGUGGCAACACUGAGCAGAAGUGAGAAUUUUACACAUGGAUGCACAGCAGCAUGAUAAGCGGGGGCUCCAUUAUGGCUGCUGCCAAUCGAUCUCCAUGGUGAGAGAGGACCUUGACUUUGUUGCCAUGGUGACCCUUGUAGCGAUAGCUCUGUAACUAAGAUCUGUUGCCUUGGUGACCUCAUAAAAAUAGCCGGGUAACCUAUUUCAAUCUGUUGCCAUGGUGACACUGCAGCGAGCCCCGACAAAGUAAAAAAAGGUCGCAACGAUGACACUGUAGCAAUAGGAGCACAACUGGCACACCACUUUGUCAUGAUGGGAACAUCUCAGAUGUUUCACAUUUUUGUCGUCCUGGGCUCCGCGUUCAUGAUUCUUCUGAUCAUUAUUUACUGGGAGGAAGUCGGAGCAUCCCAUCAGUAUCUACACACUCCCUUCUCACCGAGGCCCAAAAUCCCAAAUCCUGUUCAACAGCAGCAGCAGCAGCAGCCACAAACCCCUCGAACCCCAGCUUUCCUCUCCGACAUCGAUGCCUUUGUCAACCAGUUCUUAGAGCCUGGAACUGGCGAACCCACGGACCAAGUGCCAGCCGAAACAAGUAACCAAUCAGAGAAGGCAGAAGAACGAUAUGUACCUAGGCAGGAGUGGAAGAUUCAUUUAACUCCUGUGGCAGCGGAACUCCGUCAGAGACAGGAGAACCGGCAGAGAUUACUCAAGGAUCUUUGUGCCAAUGACAGCUUUGCGUUUCCUGGCAAAAAACGUUCAUUUGACGAGAUUCCCAUCCAGGAGCUGGAUCAUCUGAUAGUUGAUGACAGGCAUGGAAUUAUCUACUGCUAUGUUCCAAAGGUUGCGUGCACUAACUGGAAGCGGAUCAUGAUGGUUCUAAGUGAGAGCCUGCUUAUUGAUGGUGUUCCCCAAAGAGACCCACUUGCCAUUCACAGGGAUCUGGCACACAACAGCACCAUGCACUUCACUUUUAACAAGUUCUGGAAGCGCUACGGCAAGUUUGCAAGGCACCUCAUGAAGGUCAAGCUGAAGAAGUACACAAAGUUUCUUUUCGUGCGGGACCCUUUUGUGCGUCUCAUAUCCGCCUUCAGGGAUAAAUUUGAGGGGCGUAAUGAGGAAUUCUACCGCCGCUUUGCUAAGAUCAUGCUACGGCGCUACGGCAACCAGCCAACGCCCCCUGAUUCUGUGGAUAAGGCGUUUGCUACAGGGCUGCAUCCCUCUUUCCCCCACUUCAUCCAGUAUCUCCUGGAUCCUCGGACAGAGAAAGAGAGUCCCUUUAAUGAGCACUGGCAGCAGGUGUACCGCCUUUGCCAUCCAUGCCAGAUACAGUAUGACUUUGUAGGCCACUUGGAGACGGCCGUAGAAGACGCUGAGCAUUUGCUACGCUUGCUGCGUGUGGACAAUGUUGUGGAGUUUCCUGCCUCAAACAGGAACUUGACAGCUAGCGACUCGGAAUCAGACUGGUUCAAUUUGGUGCCCCUCGAGGUGCGGCGGGAGCUUUACAAGCUGUAUGAACCCGACUUCAGGCUUUUUGGUUACAGUAGACCUGACUCCGUUCUCAAUGAAUAACUCAAAUUUUGUCCCUAUCAAGUGAAAAUAAAUACCUGGCAAGCCGGCUUAAAUUUGGCAAUCUAAAAGAUAUUUGGCAAGUCAGUCUGGUCUUCUGUGGUUUGGGCUGGAUGCUUAGAAGUAGGGCUAAAACUACAGACUGAAUCUGUAAAAAACAGUCACAUGGUUGUGACUCGGCAUGUACAGGUAUGAGAUUUUGAAGGUAUGAUAACCUUAAGCAAAAAUACAGCGGUUUCACGGUAUCACGGUAUUGCAAUUAUAGCUCUAAAAUGUGUUAUUUUGAGAUGUAUGGGUUAAAAAAAAAAAAAAAAAAACUCGAACAGGAUUUUUAAAAUUCACAACAUAUUUGCAAAUUGGAACAUAAACAUGAAUAUGAUGUUAAAAUAAAUAAAUGAAUAAAAAAACUGAAAUAUUUUAAAUAAAAUUUAAAUAAAUAGAAUUUAUAGACCAGGGGUCCUAAAAUACUAAUCUUGAAGGUCCACAAUUGUUUUUUUCAUACAAGCAUGGGUCCAUUUAUUAAUGUCGGUCGAGUACAAGGCAGGUCUAAUGUGGUAAAGGUGGUUUUCUUUUGACCUAACAAAAAUACAAUGCACAUUCUGAUUAAAUAAAAUAAAUUAUAUAAAUAAAUAAAUUAACAAAACAUUUUCUUGACUUAAAAUAAAAAUACCAAAUGGCAUAAUAGUGUUUCACAUUUUCACUUUUUAUCAGAGCAACUGUCUUUAAGCAUAUUAGGCACAUAGGUUUGGUACUUGCAGGUGGUAAAUUGGACACACAUUUGUCAAUCCAUUCCUCAUUGAAACGGCGAUUUUCGUUGUCUACUUUUCUUCUCUUGGUCAACUUUGAGCAUGCCAUUUUGUUAGAUUCGGUCUUCUACUGGUGGCAUGUAAACAAACAGAUUGCAAAGUGCCGAUUUGUGUUUCACACUGCUGCGGUCCGUCCACUCUAGCUAGCAGCAUGUAGGCUCUCUCAGCCAAUCAGUGCAUUGUUGUCAUAGAGAUAACAAAAGAAGUGGGAACAUGGAAGAUAUUUGACUAAAAAUGAAACAGAAUUUAGUGAUAGAAUAGUAGUACAUAGCGGUAGAUCGGUGAUUCAUACAAAUAAUAUAUGUUUAAAAAAAGUUUGGGUUUUUUUUUUUUUCUUUUUUGAAAAGUGCCAUUUGCUCUGGGUCCGCAGAGAGGUGUGCCGUUGUCCGGUCGUGGACCACGGUGCACUAAUUGAGGACCCCGGUUAUAAACUAAUCCCACAGCCACAGCUCAAGUUGCUAAACAUUAGAACAAAAAUUAUGUUCCAUAUAAAAGUAAAACCACUUCUAAAUAAUAUGUAUAUAUAUAUAUAUAUUUAUUUAUUUAAUUAUAUUUAUCUACACAGUGCUGGCCAAAAGUAUUGACACCCCUGCCACUCUGUCAGAUAAUGCUCAAUUUCUCCCAGAAAAUGAUUGCAAUUACAAUUGCUUUGGUAAAUGUCUUCAUUUAUCUUGCUUGCAAUGAAAAAACACUAAAGAGAAUGGAAAAAAAUUAAAUUGAAUUGUUAUUUUACACAAAACUCCAAAAAUAGGCCGGACAAAAGUAUUGGCACCCUUUGAAAAAUCAUGUGAUACUUCUCUAAUUUGUGUGAUUGAGAGCACCAAUUACUUACCUGUGGCACAUAACAUGUGGUGGUAAUAACUAAAUCACACUUGCAGCCAGUUAAAAUGGAUUAAAGUUGACUCAACCUGUGUCCUUGUGUGUACCACAAUGAGCAUGGAGAAAAGAAAGAAGACCAAAGAACUGUCUGAGCACUUGAGAAGCAAAAUUGUGAGGAAGCAUGGGCAAUCUCAAGGUUACAAGUCUAUCUCCAAAGACCUGAAUGUUCCUGUGUCUACCGUGCGCAGUAUCAUCAAUAAGUGUAAAGCCCAUGGCACUGUGGCUAACCUCCCUAGAUGUGGACGGAAAAGAAAAAUUGACAAGAGAUUUCAACGAAAGAUUGUGCGGAUGGUGGAUAAAGAACCUCGACUAACAUCCAAACAAGUUCAAGCUGCCCUGCAGUCUGAGGGUACAACAGUGUCAACCAAUACUAUCGGUCGGCGUGUGUAUGAAAGGGAUACCCAGGAAGACCCCACUUCUGACCCAGAGACAUAAAAAAGCCAGGCUGGAGUUUGCCAAAGCUUACCUCAGAAAGCCAAAAACGUUUUGGAAGAAUGUUCUCUGGUCAGAUGAGACAAAAGUAGAGCUUUUUGGGAAUAGGCAUCAACAUAGAGUUUAUAGGGGAAAAAAACGAGGCCUUCAAAGAAAACACGGUCCCCACAGUCAAACAUGGCGUAGGUUCCCUGAUGUAUUGGGGUUGCUUUUCUGCCUCUGGCACUGGACUGGACUGCUUGCUAGCAUUAUGAAGUCUGAAGACUACCAACAAAUUUUGCAGUAUAAUGUAGGGCCCAGUGUGAGAAAGCAGGGUCUCCCUCAGACGUCAUGAGUCUUCCAGCAGGGCAACGACUCAGAACUCACUUGAAAAAGCACUAGAAAAUGGUUUGAGAGAAAGCAUUGGAGACUUCUGAAGUGGCCAGAAAUGAGUUCAGAUCGGAAUCCCAUAGAACUCCUGUGGAGAGAUCUGAAAAUGGCAGUUUGAAAAAGGCACCCUUCAAAUCUCAGAUACCUGGAGCAGUUUGCCAAAGAAGAAUGGUCUAAAAUUCCAGAAGAGCAUUGUAAGAAUUUCAUUGAUGGAUACUGGAAGCGGUUGUUUGCAGUUAUUCUGUGUAAAAAUUGUGCUACCAAGUAUUAGGCUGUGGGGGCCAAUACUUUUGUCCGGCCCAUUUUUGAAGUUUUGUGUAAAAUGAUAAUGAUUUAAAAAUUUUUUUUUUUUUUUCAUUGCAAGCAAACUAAAU